AAAUGCUAGAAAAUCAGAAAGGCCCAAAGUCGAGCGCUGAAAUGAACAUCGACUUUACACGUGAAAAGACUUCCAACUAUAUUCCUUGUGAAAAAACUUAGUAAUGGUUGAAGAUAGUUCAUCACCUACCACAAAUAUCGCCGAAGAAGAUCCGUUCAAUGAAGAUAAGGUAAGAUAAGAAUUUGGCGCCAUAAUCUGAGUAAAAUCCACGAGCCGACAUGUUGGUUUUGCUAGCACUAAAGAUCGGAGCAAAACAAAAACAGCCUUUUGUAUAAUAACUGUCGUUUGUGUUUUUGAUGCACACAUGCCUUGCUUAUUAUCAAGCGAAAGCAAAGCAUGUUGACAAAGGUUGGAAGGAAAAAAUGCUUGAUUUUUCGGGGAUCUCAGAACGAGAGUUGCCAAGAUAUUUGCUGUCCUUCAUGAUCACAGUGUCAUUAGAACUGUAAGCUUUAAUCUUAAGCUUGCUUCCUUGCUUCUUGUGGGUUUAAUCCGCUGUGGCUUCAUGCUCAAAAAUCAAAUGUAAGGAAUAAAAAUAUAUGUUUGGGGUCCUAAAGCUUCAGCUUGACUACUAAAUAUAAAAAAGUUGCCAGUUUUUGUUGAAAUAUACUGUAGUUUAAAAUUGAAGAUUCUCCAAUGAUCUGAUCCUAGCGCAGCUCUGAACAGAACGCGAUUAUUAAAACUUCUCUGAUAAUUAACUUUAAAGCUUAAUACUUUUACUGAUCUGUGAGACUGGUUGACUUUUUUAGGCGGAAAGGCGAUUUCUUAACUCCAAGCCAACAUGUUUUGUUGUCAUUGGGAAGCCAGUAAGUAAAUAAAUCAUACAGUUCCUCGAUUGAUUAAUCAAAUUAAACCAGUAAGCUUACAAAGUUAUAUAUUUUUGUGAUUAAAGAUUUUUAACCUAGUAUCACAAAUUCCUUUCUUCCACCAAAAAUUCAGGGAUCAGGGAAAACAACACUUGCAAAGAAGUUAGCCAGGGUAUGGAAGUGCGAGCUCAUAAAUGGUGAGUAUUUCAAGGAGUUUAUAUUAACAUCUUAAUUCUCCUUACCAUAUCAAGAACAUGGCAAAGCCAACCAUGUAUCUUUAGGUACAGUUAAAAUUUGUCGUAAGCUUUUAUCUCAACAAAUUUGAUUCAUCAGUGAAAAUCAGCAAAAGUUUGACAUUGUAAAUCCACUGUUAACUACUAUUGAGUUACAUGGCCAUUACAAGUAACUAUUAUAGUACUGCCCUCACUUUACUCUGGACAGUAUGCGGCAGGAAUUCGAAUGUCAAAUUACUUGUUUAUAAGCGUAUGGCUGUAUUUAGACUGCCUAAGACAUCUCAAGCAUAAAAGAUUCAGAUGUCUAGCUUUGUAGAACGUAGAGUGCAGCACACAAAUUUUAAAAACUUCAGAGGAAUCAAACAACAGGUGCUGAUAGUUCAACAGUGGAUAAAGUAUCAGGGAAAUCAAUACAUUAUCCAGUGGAUAGACAAUUUAUCCCGAACAACUGGUGUUAGAUGUCUUGCCCAGCUCAGAUUACCUUUUAAGUCCCAGGAGAGACAGUCAUCACAUUUCUCCUAACAGUUUCAAUACUUAAUCAAGAGAAAAUGCAAUGAGAAUUAGUAAAAUGGUCAGAAAAUAGAAGUUGCUAAGAUCUUGAACAGGAUUCUCCCAACUUAGGUAUAACAUCUUAAAAAUGUAUUAGAAUAGUUUAGUGAAAUUGUACAAUAAUGUACAUGUGUGGAAACUGGGACCUUAAGGGUUAAGCUAUCAAGUAUUAAGAUAUAAUUUACCAUCCCUCACAGUUAUUGUCCUCCUAUCAAUUCCAUCUAGUUAUGCAUAAAAAGAUAUUUUUCAAAAGAAUGUUUGCUGAAGAACAAAACAGUAAACUUAGCCCCUAAAAUGCUGCAAAAUAUGCAUGGCCUUUCAAUCAACAGUUUAAUUUCUGCCCUGAUUAAGUGGGCUUUCAAACUGGUCCUUAGCUUUACACACAUGUAGAUGAUGUCAGCAUAAAUGUACAUUAUACUAAGUACAGUCGAACCUCUUUAAAGUGACCCAUUUCUCGUUAUUGGUUCAACCUGAGAACGACAAAAUUGUGAAAGGUUUGAGCCGAAGAUGAAGAUGACUACAGCACAGAUUGUCGAAAUGUCAGUCACUGCACUGUCAACAACAACAGUCCUCUUCAGGACUAUACGUUCACCCAGACAAUCGUACUCAACUUACUUAUGAAAGACAAUAUUUUCACAAAUUUACUUUGAACAACAGAAUCUCAAUCAAGUGUCUAAUAUUAGUUCAUAUUUUGUUUUAUUAAGUACCCACUUGUCCCUCAGCUAGAUUACCAUCAAGUCGACAUCCAUGUUCAUGCAUGAACUGAAUCUUUUUUUUUUCACACAGGCUCAGAAAUAAUAAAUCAAGGAAUUGAACUGCAGACCGAGCUUGGUGGAAAUGCACAGGAAAUUUUGCUCAGAGGUGAAGCAAUUCCUGAAGAAGUGUGUGCCAAAGUUUUGCUGGAUAAAAUCAGUUCCCCAGAAGUGGCCCAUCAUGGUGAGUAAAACUUUCUGGUUUGCCGCAUUCAAAAAUUCACCCUUUCACUACUUAAUACUUGUAUAAUGGAAGUUCUCGUUAGCAGACACCAUUGGGACACAAAAAAGGUGUCUGUAACAGGAGCUGGCUGCUAAUGGGAAUAUAAAAAUAAAGAGCUUGUAUGGGAGUUGAGAAAAACAGAGUUUUGUGUUGGUGCAUGUUCUUGCGUAGAGCUGUCUGCUAAUGAGGGUUUCCGUUAGGAGAGCUCUCACUGUAACAAUAAUAGAAAUUAAAACCCUUCACUUUCACUUUGUAAAAAUUAGUGAAGAAAAAAUGGAUAAUUUUAUGCAAAUAAGGGUGUGCGCUAUAUUGUACCAUCACCAGGUGGCCUCUCAUCACACCUAGCUUUUAUUCCUGGGCAACCAGAAAAUCUUAGUUUUUUCAUUGAAAUCAUAUGCUGGACACCCUGGAAAAGAUGGGAUCCUUUGAAUUUUUUCUUUCUAGAGUACAGCAAAAAGUUUCAUUUUAACCGUCACUCUUAGCUAUCAAUACUUUGCAUGUGAUAUGUGUACAAUGUUAUUCUAGGGUAUGUACUGGAUGGGUUUCCUUCUUUAUGUGAGGACUGGCUGUCAAUGGCUGAUCAACUUGACCUUGUGAAGAAUCUUCCUCUCACACCAGAUUUUAUCAUCAAUCUUAAGGUGGGUACCAGCAAUUUAGAUUGCCAUCCUUACCUAGAAAGUACGUUUUGAUCCACAGAUAGGGACUUGGAGUCACAAAGAACAACCCCCAGCUAGUAAACAGAGUGGUAACCUGGGAGCAAACUCUUGCAUGUGUGGAGAUGGGGCAAAUGGUAUUUGAACAUAGGGAGACUGAGGGUGUGUUCGAUUGUAGGCUCGAUUACCAGCCAUUGUUCAGGAAAAUGAGGCCGCACUCAUGAUCAUCCUCUGGAAAGAGGGGAGGAUCAAAUACCCAACCUGGGAGACAACGGAAAUCGAGCCUAGUUUGAUUGAAGCUCUUCCAGAAUUAUUCCCAACACUAAUCACCCAGUGGAUACUUUCAAAAAGCACCAAAAAUUGAAGGUGUCAUUCUUGCAUUGUGCCUGUCAAUUAUAUCAAUAAAAAUGUGUUUUCACCAUGUUGCUUCUCAUAUUAUCUUGCCCUGCCUCAAAUACAUUAUGUUGCUUUCAACUUACUAAAUGAACUUUGCAUACCAUAUCUCUAACCAGAUUCCUGACAAAGAUUUGGAGAAGCGGCGCUGUGAACAACGAGUAGAUCCCCUAACUGAUAUCCUGUACACAAAAAGUGAAUAUGCACCUGACAUGGCAACAAACGAAGAGAAAGACAAAGAUGAAGAAGAUGAAGAGGAGGAAGAAGAAGAGGAAGCUGAAGAGGAAAUGAUUGAGGAAGAAGAGGAGGUACUGUAGUGAAGUAUUUAAUGUAAUGAAGCUGACUUUAUAUGAAUUUCAUAUAUGGAAACUGGUUUUUUGUACAGCAGAAUGAGGAAAUAAAUACAAAGAAGAUCAUCGCAGUUAAGCCGAUUCUAAGAACCCAUGAUUUUUGUCAACUGGUUGAAUGGUUCUUAAAGUAAAGUGGAGGGUGGUUUUCACAGGUGUAUAUAAAACUGGUGCUUAUAGUGCCGCUCACAAGUGGGUUGACAGUCAAUCAAGUCUUGAUCUCAAGAAUCAAGAGUCGAGUCAAGAAAUAUAAUGAGCUUGUCACUUGACUGAUCUCUUGAGGAACAAUUAAAUUCAUCAAACAUACUGCUCUCUGUUUGAAGAUUUGUGAAGUAUAUGUGAACAGCUUUUGCAAUCCUUGCUUACUUCUGUGAUCAAACAAAAUUUACACUUUCGUAAUGUAUCUGCAUACAAAGGACAAGUCAAAUGGCUAGCAAUUAAAAUUCCCCACUUGUUCUGCACCUUUGAGACAGAAACGUAAACUUUUCUUUGUUUGUCCUUGGCUAAAAAUUACAUGUACUAACGAUGAAAAGUAAUUAAACAAGCAGGAAUGCCUUGUAAAGUAAUGCCGCUGCAGUGCAGUUGCAAGUUUCUUGUCUAAAAAUGACCAUAAACGAAAUAAUCUUGGACAAUCCUUCAGAAAUCAUGACUUUUGCUUUAGGAAUAUUACGUUGCUGUUGUCAUGACGAGAUUCAUAGAGAUCUGAAAUCAUAGACCCCUGCUGAUGUUCGCCUAUUCAAUAGGCGAACAUCAGCAGGGGAGCUCUGUAGAAGUAAUCAACUUUUUACGGCUCAUUUGCUUGGAGGUGACAAAUUCUCAUAUCAACGGAAUUCCUGUACGUCAACAAGAUUUCGGUUCAACAAAAAACUCAACUACAAAUUAACCGCAUUGGAAGUCUUUCUGCCGAACCGGAAUGCAUUUGCCUCUGUAGUGGCUUCUCUUAAAAUUUAUUGUACUUCGAGAAGAGUGAUUUUACGCACUUCUUACUGGGGAAUUUUCCAUUGUAUAUUUUGUUUACUUGUAUUUAUUAAACACUAAGCGCCAGUUAUUUAACUGGUAUAUUACAAAAUCGCGUCAUAAUUAAGCCCUUUUCUGUUUAACCAACGCUUUUAUCAAACCCCAUUUAUCGUGAAUAAUUUCAAUACAGCAUAUAAGGCAGACUGGAAAACUAAAGCACUUAUUUUCUUAAACUAACCCACCAAGAAAGAGGCCUGGAGGCCCAAUGAUUUCUGAAACCGCGGCCUAAGGAAACACGUAAUGGCUUGAAAGUAAUGUCACUCUAUUUUCUUUUUGCCUCUCUCGCAAGUGAAAGUGAGAGUAAACAGACACUGUGCGGUUUUCUCGAGUGCGUUUUAGAAGCUGCCUUAACGGAAAGGUUACUACACUACCGGAAUUAAAACAUCGAGGAAAUUAUUAAUUUAAAGCCGCGGAGUAUUUUCCCCAACAAUGAAUGAUAUUACCUCUAACUUUCUGCGAUAACACUGCAAAAUAUUUCAGAUUAUUUUUCAACCGAAUAGGCUGCGAAUUUAAUGCGAUGAUCAUGGUCACUUUCAUACCUUCAUCCGCAUUUCAUAUAUUUCAAUUCAUGCUUACAAGAACUCCCUAAUUUUAUGUCUGAACGCAAGGCUUUUUUAAUGGAAACUUCAUUCAAGGGCAGAACUAACACUAAGCGCUAAACGGAAACUGCCUUAUGAAAAAACUUUUAAAAUUGACGCGCUGUUUUAAAGGCCUCACUGGAUCUGGAUGGGGUUAAACACAAACGUAAGCGGAACACUAAAUAAAAUUCUCACAGAGCCACAGCCUGAAAAGGCUAAGCUGCUCUGUUGAAUCAGGAAGGCCAAACUUUUUGUCUUAUUGCUGGUCAGAGAUUCAAACAAUAUCUAAAAGCGCGUUUUUAGUUCCCUCUGAGACACCCGGAGAAUAAAAUUCUCACAGAGCCACAGCCUAAAAAGGCUAAGCUGCUCUGUUGAAUCAGGAAGGCCAAACUUUUUUUCUUAAUGCUGGACAGAGAUUCAAACAAUAUCUAAAAGCCAGUUUUUAGUUCCCUCUGAGACACCCGGAGAAUAAAAUUCUCACAGAGCCACAGCCUAAAAAGGCUAAGCUGCUCUGUUGCAUCAGGAAGGCCAAACUUUUUUCCUUAAUGCUGGACAGAGAUUCAAACAAUAUCUAAAAGCCAGUUUUUAGUUCCCUCUGAGACACCCGGAGAAUACAAUUCUCACAGAGCCACAGCCUAAAAAGGCUAAACUGCUCUGUUGCAUCAGGAAGGCCAAACUUUUUUUCUUAAUACUGGACAGAGAUUCAAACAAUAUCUAAAAGCCAGUUUUUAGUUCCCUCUGAGACACCCGGAGAAUAAAAUUCUCACAGAGCCACAGCCUAAAAAGGCUAAGCUGCUCUGUUGCAUCAGGAAGGCCUAACGUUUUUCCUUAAUGCUGGACAGAGAUUCAAACAAUAUCUAAAAGCCAGUUUUUAGUUCCCUCUGAGACACCUGGAGAAUAAAAUUCUCACAGAGCCACAGCCUAAAAAGGCUAAGCUGCUCUGUUGCAUCAGGAAGGCCAAACUGUUUUACUUAAUGUGGGGCAUGCACUAUCAUCUUCACAGAUCUAAUCAGUGCAAAAUUAAAUGAAGCUUUAAUCUGUAAAUCAAUUUUUGGUUUAUGAAAUUUUACUCACUUUUACCGACUGUUGAUAGCCACUGGCUUUCGCAAAAUAAAUUUUCCGGUUUUCUUAAAACGGAUUCGAUAAAAUUGAAAAUAUCCACUACGAUCCACACUUAAAAACUGAACUCUGACUCGUUUACGAUCAGGCUUAAGAAAUAGUGAUCUCCAUCGACAUUCUCCAUGAACAUUACACUUUCACAUCAUUAGCAGUUAUUGAGAAUUUACGAAAUGAUCGAGUGAUCAGUGUCGACCUUAAAACGUUUUUGAGCCAAAAUAAUAAUAGGUAUCCAUUUGAAGAUGAUACAAAGGAACCCAAAUAGACUUACCAAGUUUCGGCCGAUGUUUAGAAAAUUGAAAAGGACUGGAGAGCAUCACCGUUCAGGCUAAAUCCAGUCAGCGACCCUUAAUAAAAAUCAUUUAAGCUUACAUAAUCAACAACGGCGUGAAUGCCCGAGUUUCUGACUUGACGGUCAUCUGCCACAGUCAGGAAAUCGUACGAUAUUGCUUCUCGAAUGAAUCCCUCAUUUUAAUUUCCCCAAUUCAUUAAUCCACGACCAAGUACCUUUUCGAGAUCUUCUCCGCACGACGAAACGCUUUCUCUGACUUCUCUCACCGCUUCCCGCUAUAUUUUCUAGUAGCUGCAAUUUAGUCCUUCUUUGAUCGCUUUAAACCCACUUUCGUCUGCAUUUCAUCGGCGCAAGUUAAAGGCUCGUGCUAAGGUUGAAACCACAACAGCAUGAUCUUUCCUCUUUGAAAAACCAAACCUUGAUGGGUUGACUCGAGCACCAGUACUAUCUGUACUAUCGACCAAAUCAUAAAUAGCUAUAAAUAAUCGGCAUUGCCACUUCCAAACAUCAUCUCUACAUAAAAAGCAUAAAAUUUUGACUUGCCAUGAAUUAUGUUCAUUGGUAAAACCAUUUGGUCACUGAUACUGCGUACGAGAUUACCUUUGUUUGGCAAGCGAGGGUCCAAAGACUGAAGAUGCUUUUCCCGACGAACGCGCCACUUUCAUGCCGGCUUUGAAUUUCGCGCGAGAUCGCAUUGUGAUACAAAAUAAUAGUAUCUGUCUUUCGUCUCAGCUCGUCUUCCAUCAGUGACGCAAAGUACACAAGUCAUGACAGAUUAGUGGCUAUUAAUUGAAUCCUAAUUAGGUUUUUACAAGGACACCGGAAAUUGAAACUUCCUCCCUGUGGUGAAUUUCAAAGUCGUAUGAAUCUCGUCAUGAUAUAUAUAAAGUUGUGAAUUGCGUGUUGAAGCAAGAGGUUUCAAAUUACACGUGACAUGUGCAAAUUUUUCCUUGCAUGUUAGCAUUUUCUACUCACUAUAAAUAGGCACACUCAGAGAUUUCUUAUUUCCUUUUUUAGCUUUAACUUUGCUUUCUAAUUUUCUUAGACAUUUUGUAGUUUUCUUUUUAAGUGGCUUGCAAAAAUAAAUUACAGUUUUCGAAAAAGAUUCACGGCUGCUAUGAUAAACUUCAAGAUCAUAUUAAUUUUUCAAAUAAAGUCCUUCAGUGUGACGUCUUUAAAAGUUAAAUUUUUAAAAUUAUGGGAUUUUUCAGGGUAUUAUGAAAGAACAACAUCCCAAAGGCCUACUUGCCAAAAAUUAGCCUUCCAGGGCAAAUUGUCCUUGAGAUAUUAGUCCAGUUAUGCUUUGAGAUGACUCCAUACAAGUCCUUCUAAUUUUGACCCAGUUCAUAACAUUUGGAACCAAGUCAAAUUUAGAAGGAUUUGUAUGGAGUGAUCAGAGCAAAGUGGUACUAGUAUCUCGAGACAAUUUGCCCACAGUGCUAAAUUUGGGCAAGUAGGCCAAGAAGAAGAAGAAAAGAAACCCUUUUGAGUGGUGAAUAUUCAAAAAUGCAAGUUUCUCGAAACUCAAAGAAAGUGAGUUUUGAGAUGUGAGAAUCGAGUCUCAAGUCAAGAGUUCCAACUUACUUUUGAGCGGAAGUGUAUAAUUAGCUAGACUACGAAACGUCAAAUCUGUCAUAUGACUUUUUUUCAAAGGAGGAGGAAGAACGUGAGGAGAUAACACCAGAACUUGUUGCAAGGCUUGUCACCAGACCAGAAGACCUUCCCCAGAAUGUCGCUGCAAGCAUAAAGAAGUUUCGCGAUAUGAUGCUGAGGACCUUAGAGGUAUUUCCAUGUUGUAUAGUGUGUAUAUACAUGACAUGUCAUUUACAAUGAAUGCCAUGGAUGUUCUUUCUCGUUAACAUGAUAUAGAGAUUGAACUGUUGCACAGGGAAGUCAAGAUUUUCAUGCAUGCACAGGGCCGUCACAUCUAAAGUGCACUUACAUGUACAUUUAACAUUUCUGAGAUCUCUUCCACCCAUCACCACAGUAGCUUAUUAUUUUUUGAAAAACACUAAAUUUUUGUAGGUUACAUGUUUUUUUUGUAGAUGUUACUGCAUGAACAAACUUUAUGUUUAUUUUUAGCUUAAAUUGUUCAUCUUCUAUAACUGUAGGACUACAUGGCUGAUCAUGAUCAACAACGGCUAAUAGAGCUUGAUGCGAAUGAGAGUCCAAAAGUAGUUUUUAAAGUGAGUUAUCUUUUACUUCCUUCUUUUUGCCAUACGGUAUUUGCAGUUUUUAUUAUGGAAGGUCUCAAUGCAUUUUAAAUUGUUUUGGUUUGUGUUUAAUGUCUUCGUUAGUUACAAAAAAUUUUAAAAACUUCUAACUACUUCUCCCCUAACGCAAUCUUAUUUCUCACGUAGGUCAAAAUAUUGGGCUAGGGGAGGGGUAGGUGCUGAUCCAAUAUGUGCACUAGCCACAAGUUAGUCUAAGGUACCAUAUCAACUCAGUGAACCCACAGUACAAAUUACAUUGUUCCAUUAUCAAAGUUUGAAACAAUUUUCUUUUAUUAUAGUCCUUGAUGAUGAAACUAAACACUUUCAAGUUGAACCACGCCCUUGUCCCUUUACGUCUCCAAGGAGGAGAGGAGGGUGAGGAGAUAUCUGAUGACACUGAGACUGAUGACCUUCUUCGAACACUAGCAGCAACAGAAAUGGUGGCACCCAAGUUCCGCUGGCGACGCAGCAAAUGGGGCCGUGCAUGCCCAGUGGCACUGAGGGAGGGAAAUAUUAUGCAAGGAAAUGCACAGUUUUCUGUCAGGUAGAUGAAUACAACAACAUAAUAAAUAUAAAAAACUGUACCUGUCCAACAAAUGAACUCUGGGAUCUAAUCUUAUGGAGUAGUUACAUGUAGUUUUGGAGCAUUGGGGAGGGGUUGGGGGUUUUAUGUUGUAAUGAAAAAUGGAUAACUGUUGUUGAAAUACUCCAUGACUUUCCAAACUCACCAAAAGGUUAACAAAAACAAACAACAAAAAAGUUCAAUGGCUUGAUAAUUAUGAAGUCAAUUUUUAAUGGAGAAAAAAGAAGAUGAAAGGAAGGUGUACAGCUGGUUUGCUUCUAUUUUACAGAAUCAAGUAUUUGGAUUCAAGAAUUGGAAUCUGGAUUUUAAGUAAUGUUAUCCUACAUACUGGUAUUUCAACAUUUAAUUGAUAUUAAAUCUGUCUAAUUUCCAGUUUCUUGGACAAGCUUUAUGUGAUGUCAUCAAAUGAGGCCCUGGCACACUUCAUGCGAAAUCCUCGCCCCUAUCUAGCCCCUCAUUUGCCCCGCCCACCCUGUAAAGUGUGUGUUUUGGGUCCACCACACUCUGGGAAGACAAUAGUGGCUCAUGCACUGGCAGAGAGAUACAAUGCAAAGGUAAUAUAAGUUUGAAUUUGUACCAUCCGUAGUUACAUGUACAGUGCACUGUAAAUAUAAAUUAAUUUAUGAUUUCAUCUAAAGUUAAAGGAUUAUUAUGUGCAUAUCACAAUUGAUUUUAUGAACCUGCAGAAUUUUGAUGAGUUGAAUAAGUCAUUUACAUGUAGCACAGUUUGUUAACAAAAAGAAGCAUUGGAGUUAACUGCAUAAUCAAGGCAAGAAUUGACCUUCACAACACUUGCACUUUUAGGAAUAAACUGGGUUUUUUUUAUUUAAAUUUAUUCACAAAACUGUUAUAAAGUGACAAGUUUUGACUUGUGGUUUCCCACUUUUGCAGAUCUUAGAUAUUGAUGAGUUAAUCAAGCCUCGGAGAGAAGCAGCCAAGAAGAAAAUGUUGGAUGAGAUACGAGAUGAGACAGUUGAAUCAGCCAUCUCCAAAAUAACUGCAGCAAAGCAAAGUCAGCAGUUUGAAGCCACAGAGGAAGAAGAGAGUGAGUUAUUUUUCAACUGUUUUGUUACUGGUCUCCUUUGCAGCUGUUUUUGUUUAGUCACUUAAUUAACGCUCCUUCUCAAGAAGCUUGAGGAGGAGUGUGCAUGAUGAUCAAGACAAAAAUGGCUGCGUGUGCCGACUACUGUUUUUCCUUCACACAUCCUUUUCCCUGAUUUAAUCAAGGAAAUAGAUUUUUAUUAGGCUGUAUUUUGAUGCAAGACAAAGGUUAGUGUAGUCAGUUUAAUAGGCCAUUUCUAGUUUCUGAGGUUGAGGUUAGGCUGGACAGUUUCGUACAAAUCACUGUAUUUUGACACCCCAUUGUCUAGAGUUUGUGGCUUUGUUUACGGUAAUGUGAAGAUGGUCUAUUGUGGCGUAUACCAUUUAAAAUACUGAUGAAUUGGACAAUACUCCUUUUAAAGUUUAAGGCUGUUUUUUUCGUGGUAGAUAUCAUGGAUAGCUUAUUGCUCCAGCUAAGCUUUUGUGUACUCUUUCAUAGAACCUGAGCCACCUCAAACACAGGUUGAUGAAGAUAAUUCAGAGAAGAAAGACGGCGAUGCGGACGAAGAAGCUGAAGGUGAGAAACAAACAGAAGAAGGUGACGAGGAAAGUGUUGAUGAAAAACCACAGAAAAUUGUCCCAGAAGAGCUUCCUAUUGAUGCUAAUCAUCCUGAAGUGCUUCAGAUUGUGAAUGAAGUCUUGGCUGAAGCUGACAAGAGAGAGCCUGAACUCUCUCCAGAUGAGUACACAGAUGUGAUUGAAGAGGCAAUUCAAAAGAUUUAUGCUGAGCUGCAAGAAAUGAACCCAGACGGGCCACAGUAAGUGCAAAACAGGGGUGGCCAGCUUUUUGACUUGUUGUAGGCCUGGCUAACUUUUACUUCCACAUAUCCGGAAAGAUGCUUGUUUGUAAAUUUUAUAUUGAUUGCACGCAUGGUUAGUAUGCACUGACCUCACCAACACUUUAAGCUCUUAAGCUUUUUAGCCCGGGGCCUACUGGUCAAUGGGCUCGCUAUGCCCCUGCGAAAGUCAGUAGUUGUUAUUCCACAUUGCUGUCAUUAAGGGCUGUGACAAGUGACACCUGUUAUGGCUGUGUUCACUUGAUGUUACUGGUGAUCAAUCAAAGUGGAAAGCUUGAGGUUACACUAUACAUUUUUCUGGUGAAUCGUACCAUUCUGCAUCAACUGUUAUAUACCUUCACAUCCCCCACGAUACACUUUGGUUGCCUCCCACACCAAGCUUCGUACAAACUUUUCUUUUAAAAUGCUCCAGAUAGGGCUACUUGGUGUCUAGAGGUUGUUUUUAAACAACCUUAACAACAAAACCUUUAUUUCCUUCACAUAUAUGUAUACUAUAGUGCUUUGUCACAAAGAAACGUGAAUGCCCAUUCAAGGCGGGUCAGCCACAUAGAUAAAAUAUAAAAAACGAUUUAAAAACAACUAAAACAAAUUUGCAAAGAGUGUUAAAUCGGGGAUUUGGAAAAAAUCAAUUUACCUUAUAUUAUCUCCAUCUUUCUUUUAAAAAAGAAAAAUAUUUACAAGAGGCGUGAGAAAAUCUAGUAAUUUAUCUGGAGGUGUGCCAUUGGGAUCCUCAACUUCUUUCACAACUGCUCGACUGUGGCCCGAGCACGUUCACUGUAAUUGCGCUGCCUUAUUCAAAAGUAGGUAAAGUAAUGUACAGUGCCCCCUCCCCCCAGGGCACGCCCUAGGGCACAGAUUCGAUUAAAACAACUAACGUAUUACAAAUUAAAGUCUUGCCAUAUGCCCCUCCCAUCAGAAAAUCUGAAGAAAAAUUGAGUUUGGUCGCAGUCUACUUGAUUGUCUAUACCAGAACGAUAUCUAUCCGUCAAUGAAAUCAUCCAUUUCGUUGGCAUAAGUGGUUUUUAUGAUUUGCUUUCUCCCCAGUGCUGGCGGUUAUGUGUUGGAUAACUUUCCCAGAACACGCGAGCAGUUUACGUCUAUGAUUGAAAGGAAUAUUAUCCCUGAUGAAGUGAUUUGUCUGAAAGAUGACAGUGAGAAUGGUGAAUUUUUACUGAAAAGAUGGUAUCAGACGAACAAAGAAGGUGAGAACAAUGUAGAGUGUUGAAGUCUUUGUUACCUUGUUGUCGACAUAGUAGCCUUAAAUGCUGAAUUUCUUGCUUCUUGUUGGCCUGUGUAGCAGGCGCUUGGAAAUAGUGGGCGCAAGAAAGAACGGGGCGCGCGAGGGAGACACGCGUGUCUCUCGCGCGAGCCCGUUUUUUCCUGCACACAUUACUUCCAAGCGCCUGCUACGCAGGUUAGCUUCUUGGUGUUGCGCAAACUAUUGUUGAUUCCAAACUCCAAAAAAAGAGAAAGUUUUUAAGUCCUCAAGGGCUGUUAAGACACCUAAUGUCCUAGAUAGUUGAUAGAUGAUUGAUGUCAGAUAUCCAAAUCACCGUCAAGGCAGUACGCUUUAUUUUCCGGAGUGUUUUUUGCUACGCUGUAUUGUUGGUUUUAUACGUAAGAAGCAGAUAAAUUAACUUGUCAACGUGUCGUUUAAGAUGCUGGACUACAAAACAGUUCAUAGUUGCGCAGGUCUAGAACGCGUAUCGGUAUGCAGUCAAACAAAAGAUCUGGACUGAGGGUGAAAAGCUGAGAGUGAGACUGAAACACGGACUGUCCACUUUGCAUAAGUUAAAUUCGUUCGGGAUUUUCUCUCCCCUCAGACUUAUGCGCUUUGUACCUGCGAGACCCUAACCCCGAAAAAAACCGAUUUUGUAAAAAACCCGACUGUGUUGCUGUCUAACGAAAUAUCUGAUAUUUCCCCCUCAGAGCUUCACAAGAAGUGGGAGACCAGACGUGCAGAGAAGAGGGCUCGCCAGGAAGCAGCACGAGCAGAGAGGGAGAGGAGAGAAAAAGAAGAAGCUGAAAGAAGGGCUGCAGAGGAAGCUCUGAGAAAGGCGGAGGAAGAAAGACUCCGACAGGAACAGGCAGAAGCGGCUGGUGAGGGAGAAGGGGAGGGAGCUGAAGAUAAGGAAGAGGGUAAGGAGGCUGAGGAAGAGAAGGAGGGUCAGGAGCAGGCGAAAGAAGAGGAAGAAGAAGAGGAGGCAGCUACUGGACCUAAGGCUUCUGACUCUACCGAGCUUCAACCGUCGGCUGAAGACUUGUCACUUGAAGCAGCACCGGAAGAAGAGGAGUUUCCCCUGGAUUCAGACAUGCCACCUAAUUUACCCGAGACUGAGGAGUUCAAGAAUGUCAGAACAAACUAUGAUCGAGACUUUCCUCAGCUGCUUUCUGUGCUAAAAGGCACUAGUAACCCUGAUCUUAUCUCGGUGUCAGUUGAACAGGAAGUAGAUGCUCUAAACAAGCAGAUUAUAAGAAGAGUUGAAGGUAUGCACAGAGGUUUCCUGGUUUUUUACUUUACCUUACUUGCAUUAUGUUGUUAUAUGUAAAGAUGGGUGAGGCUAAUGGAAGACUAUCGGUUAACUGUGGAAAGCAAACAAGUGCUCAGAGCCUUCGUCGUGUAUUCCCUGUUUAAGGCGUUAGUCAAUGACGAAGCAUGCUUUGCACGUUUAGACUUAAAUACUUGAUGAACAGCACAGGCAAUAAGCUUUGAUGGCAGAUUUUCUUAACAAGCAAGUUCGUGGAGGUCGCAAAUCUAUACUUGGGAAGCGUUCUCUCUGAAGGAAAGGAAAGCUAAAUGGCUCUUAGGUCUUCACCAUUCACUUAUGAAACUAUCCUACGCUUUUGCUUCAGCGCCGUUUAACUACCGUGGCUGGGAAUACACAGGAAUGGACCAAGACGAAGAAGAAGAAGAUUUCGCCGAAGAAGAGGAAGAAGAAGAGGAGGAGGAGGAAGACAUUUACAACAAGGACAAGAAAAAAAUAUUUGGCGAGACCAAUCACUACUGCCCUGUCAUGCUUAAGGAAAGAAAUGUUUUGUGGCCUGGUAUUGCUGAAUGCGCCUCCAAGUACCGUGAAAGAACGUACUUUUUCUCCUCGCCUGAAACUAGGGCUACGUUUUUAGACGAUCCAGAGAGUUUCCUACCCAAAGACAAACCUCUCGAGGUGAGGAACAGUAGUUGAUAUUUAGGUCCCUGUUUUACUUGUAAAAAAGUAAUGUUUUCUUAUCGUUCCAAAGAAGUUGGCGGACCACAAACCCAAACCAAAACAAUAAGUAAAUUAAACGAAAAAAAAAACCUCAACAAGAUUUAUUGUUAGAGUAUAUUCACACCAGUUUGUUAACGUUUAGUAGCUCGAACCCACGGGACCUAUCAUGCUAAAAUAACCAGAGACUGAAAAAGCACAAAAGAAAUAGUAGGUCUGCCAAGUUUGAGGUUUUUGAUCCUUAACACUGCGAUUUUAUGUUGGUUUGAAUGACAGAGAAAAUAGUAUAUGUAGCAAUGGAAAAAUUCGCCAGACCUCUAGCCCCUUCCUUUCGGUCCAGCAUUUUUCCCAACAUAUACAUUCCAGCACCCCUAAAAUAUAAGUCCUUUGGUUUGAUCACCUCUCACCUCAUAAAUGGAUUUUUAGCUUAUUUUCUAAUGCUCAACUGUCUGAACUUACUUACUCGUAUGACAACGACAAAACUUUUUAGAAUAAAAUAAUCUGUUGCAGGUUUGUCUGGUUGUUCUUUUGAUCAACCGUUGUGGAAUUAUUUGACUUUAACUUAAUGUAUUUUGACCUUUAGCCUCCUCCAGUCCGUCUUCUUGUCAUUGGUCCUAAAGGAGCUGGAAAAACUCUUCACGGCCGCCAACUGGCCAAGCAGAUGGGCGUGUUUCACAUUUCAUUCAAAGAUCGUCUGCAGGAACUAAUCAUUGCUAAGACCAAGAAGAGGAUUGGGCCCGAGUAUGAUGAUGACGACGAAGAGGAAACAGGGGAACAGGCCAUCACGGCACCUGAUGGAAUGGAAGGACCUGGUAAGCAGUCAAUGAUCUUUAGUUUACCGUGAUGAUUCGAUUUCAUUACCUUGUGUUAAAUAUAAUUAUUAUAACUGUUUUUCUUAUAAUAUUUGCUGUUCCGUAAUUGUAAGGGCCAGUUUUUUUAAUGAAUUUGAACUUACACUACAGUUUACGGCAGCCAGUGGAUCUGUUUAUAUUUGCGGGGUUAUUCUAUUUCAUCGAAUAAGCGCCCAUGUGCUUAAAAAUUGGCUUAAGAGUAGGCGUAAUCGUAUCAUCAACCGACACAAAAUGCUCAUUGAUAAAAGCAAUCCACCGAAAGCGCGGAAACUGCUAUUUUCUUUACUUUCUAAUGUAUUGUUUAUUUGGACUCAUCAUGUAGAAUCAGAAGGUGCUCCGAAAGCCGAAGACGGCGAGGGAGCAGCGGAAGGCGAGGAGGGAUCUGGAGCCGAAGGAGAAGCGGAACCGGAACUUACAGAUGAAGAAGAGAGUAUCCGCGCCAAUUUAGCUGACGGUGAAGCACUUCCCAACGAAACUUUGGACAAGAUUCUUCCUGCAUUUUGGAACGAAGAGCCAUUUCGGUAAGACAAAAUUCUACGACAAAUGUCCUGUGCUCUUUGGCUGCUGGAAACUGUAGGCUAAAUCUUAGACACGUCAUAUCACCUAAUCCAAUACAGUUUUUAAACCUGCUGUACUAAGGCCAUCCCAAUAAAAUGUUUCGUUUCCCAUCGCCCUCCCUCUCGUGAAGGUGGGUCGGUCGGUCGGGCAAAAAAAAAAAAGAAAAGAAUGAGCACAUGAUUGCAUAUUAAAUCUCACGUUCAGUCUGCAAGAUAUAAUCAGAUGGUAAAAGAUGUAUAUUAACAGGACUAUCAAAUGUCUAAAAAGGCUACAAAAACGAAGUAUCGAUGAUAACUUAAGACAAUUCGUGUUAAUAAGACAAGAUCGUGUGCUUGUAAAUUAAAGUACUUGCUUCUUUACGAGUGAUUCUGGAAUUUUUUUUUUUUUUUACUUUUCCAAAAAAAUGGGUCGGUCGGGCGAUAGGAAACAAAGCAUUAAAUUGGGAUGGCCUAAGCAUUGCACAGUGUUCACAUUCCGACGUCCCAGAGAUCGUUUCCCUUACUGUGUAUAAAGCGCACCUCUAUUAAGCGGCGACAGUCGCUGUUUCCAACGUCACAAAGAGUUAUUUUAAGAGGCGCUACACAACUACACUAAGGUCAUUUUUGUAUGGCUUGAAAUAGUUGGUAAUUUCUCAACUUCCUAAGUUUUUUUAUGCAUCUCUCUGCCUGUCAUCGAUUUCUUCUUCUGGUGUACUUUUGGCCUGGUCAAACCUGUAUUGAGCGGUCAGCUGACAAUUCCUAAAAUUUGACCGCUUAUUUUGAAAUAUCAUUUCCUACAAGGUCUACUGGAUUCAUCCUGGAGGGCUUCCCUCGUACUGAAGCCGAGGCUCGUUACCUGUCCACUUCCGGUCUGUUUCCUGAUCUUGCUGUCAUCCUGGUGGUUGAAGAUACAGAAAUCGCGGAUCGACUUUUGCCUCCGAUGCUCGAAAAGUGGCGCAAAAAGCGAGAUAAGAGAGAGGCCGAAAAAGAAAGGCAACGAGCAUUAGCUAAAAAACAAAAGGUGAGAGAAAAACCUUAGAAUUUUCCUAACCUUGCCGCGCCGAAAAAAAAAUACAGCUUUUUUGUUUAGGAAAAAUGUCUUUUUGCACGAUUGAGUGUAUGUUAAGAGUGUUCCACAAUACCAACUGAAAACUCCGAGGCAGUCAAUAGGGUAGUACAAAGAAAUUUUUCCCUUCAUAAACUCUUACGAGUAUACAUCUGUGCAUCUAUACAUCUAUUUACAUCUAUGGUUUAACUAGAAAUGUCUGUAAACGGCUUUGUAUUUGCAACGAGUUCUGACUGGUCUUGUCUGCCAAUUUUCGGUUGGAAUCGAGCAGUGUGAUAACCUCGGCUUAGUUUUACGAUACUUAAGCAAACCCGUUUUUAUUUAAUAACUAAAACGCGGACUUACAUUUUCUUUACCUUGUUUUCCGCCAACAGGAUGAAGACCGAGCGCGUAGACGAGAAGAAAAGUUGGCAGAGAUUGAAGCAAAAAAAGCCGAGAAAAUGGUAAGACCAAACGAAUUCAAGUACGUCAUAAUCGUAAGGACUUGUUUUCGGAUUCGACUGUGCGUGCUUGUUUGGCCUCGUGCAAAUUCGUGUCAAGUAGUAGUGCGUCAUAAUCGCAAGGACUUGUUUUCGGAUUCGAAUGUGCGUGCUUGUUUGGCCUCGUGCAAAUUUCUGUCAAGUAGUAGUGCGUCAUAAUCGUAAGGACUUGUUUUCGGAUUCGAAUGUGCGCGCUUCGUUGAUUUCUUGCAACUUGGUUUCACGUACUUAGUAGUGCGUCAUAAUAGUAACGACGAUUAUUUUUGCAUUAGAAUGUGCGCGCUUUUUUGACCUUCUGCAUGCACUUGGAGGCUCGAAAACUAUAGUUUGUGUACAUUGUUGACAUUGAAUAGAUACAUUUUGUUUGUUUUGAACUAGCCUUUAAACCACAAGGAACCCGAACGCUGUGAAAGCUAUAUCAGAUUUAGAUGUUAUUUUAAUACCUGUUCCUGAGUCUUAAGUCGUCUUUGAAGGGAUUUAAAUCAGAUCGAAGACGGUUUACCCUGCCGAUUUCAAAUAUUAAAUCUUGUUUGGCGCGUAGUGAAUUGGACACGACAGUUUAAUUGAAACCCAAAGGAAGACUGUUUCCAAAACUUGAGUCGUAACUGUCCCUUGGCCGACAAGACUAAACAUUUGAAACCGUCUUCGAUCUGAUUCAAAUCCCGUUCCAAACUCAGGAACACAGGUAUUAAAAUAACAACUGAAUAUGAUAUAGCUUUCACAGCGUUUGGGUUCCCCUUGUGGUUUAACUAGAAGAUUAUGGAUUGUGUCGAUAAAGGCAAACAACAAGCAGAAUAAAUAGCGGGAAAAUCGUCGCCGUUUGCCACAGACGCAGCGCUUUAACUCUGUAUUGCGUUACUUUGACGUCAGGCUCGCAGAGCGCAGAGAGACAGCGACGACAGUGAAGAAGAGGAGGAAGACGACGAAGAAGAAGACAUUGAAGCAUUGCUGGACGCCGAGGAAGAAGAUGAGGAAGAAGUUGAGGAGGAAGAGGAAGAAAGCGAAGAGGACGCCAUUGAGAGACUUAAGACUGAAAUUGGAGAUCGAUAUGAUGAAGAGACGGGCAAACUGGCCAUUGUACAGGUAAGUCUAAAAUCAAAAUUCAAAUUCUCAUUUGUUGUCGCUAUACAUCAUCUUCUAUAGAAGUACAUAUGUGGCGGUGAGAAGUUAUUGAAGUAUCAGGUAGAUUCAUCUCCUGUGAUGAUGUCUUCAAUUCUCAUAACCACUUUGUUUUAUAAAGCACUGAUCUUACAAGGAGAAAUUUCCUGCUGAACAUUCUAAGGGCUUAAAGGGUUAAACUGUAUCUGGACAAGAGCUGUCAAAAGCUGAGGGGAAAGGCCAGUGUAGGUUUCCGUUAACUGUUCAUUUAUGUAUGAGAUGUGAUUGGUACGAGUGUGUUAUUUAUGAAGCAAAGACACUGCUAAAGCUUCUGAACGCAUCUAGGCCGUUACGAUUGGCCUAGAAAGAAAGAGAGGCAUUCUAUUUUAGGUGUUCCAUCAGCUGUUUAUAUUCUGUGAGAGAUGUCAGCGUGCAUUUAGAAUCAUCCUCAUGCAAGAGUAUUGAGAUUCGUUUGUAUUGACAGAAAAAUGGGUAAACUAAACAAUCUGUUGAAGAAAAUGAGCUUUCCACGGGGACAAAGACGAAUCAGCGGAACUUGAGAUCUCCUCUCCCCAAAUUUAAGUUGUUUUGGUUUAUAAAGUAACCCUGGGUAGGCUGGGUGGGGCCCGUUCCUAUAUCUAGUUUGAUUAAGGGGAGGGGGAAGGAAAAAGAAACGUCUGUGAAAUUGUUCAGGCAAAAGCAUUGCUGAAGGUAUUUUGCAUUCAGUUUGCCAUUUUGUCGGGUACGUUUGUCCUAGAUUGUAGGAUGAGAUGUUUUCCUAGUCAAUUCGACGAAAACACGAUUGCGUUGAAGUUUUAUACAAACGAAGACCUUGAAUGAAGAUUUUCUUUCAUCUUACAGGAAACACUUGAAGAACUUUCCAUUCCUCGAGUGGAUAUAAAUGGAGGACGCAAGCCGCGAAUUGUUGAGUACUGUAUUAAGAAGGUGCUGAAACCGGUUGUAGAUUUCAGGGAAAGCCUGUUUGACCGCUGCUUUGCUAUUGAUGGUUAUCUUGCCAACAGGAUGAUUAUUAUGGGAUACAAGUUUCCAAGUCGCUUUGGAAGGUGGUGUCCUGUCAAGGUAUUACGCCCAUUACUUUGUUUAAAACAGGUCUCAAAAAAGCUAGCUCUUUCAGCUUUCCAGUGAGAACUUUGAGUCUUCUUUCCCGUAUUUCCAUUAGUAACUGAAGGUUCCUGUUUCAAAAAACACAACCCAAUAUAUGACGACACUAUGGACUUGCCCGGAGAGGCAAGUUCAGAAAACAAUAAAGGGCCUAAGAGGGCUAACCAUAUGCAGGGGUGCACCCCCCCCCCCCCCGAGAUGACCUGCGGUUUUCUAAUACAACUGGUAUUCUGCAAAAAAAAAAACUAUGUGGUUUCUUGGUGUUGAAGUAGAGCAAGAGACGAGUGCACCCCCUCCUAAAAAAAAUCCUGGAUCCGCCCCUGUAAAUUAGGACAAGAACAAAUAACUGGAAAAAAAAAACGGAGCACGUAAGAAUCCCAGCUGACCGAAGGCAAACCAGUUGCACUUGUUACAAGCAAGGCCGAGGAGUUAAACUCGGGACUAUCGAGAAAAAAUUCAAUUAGCUGUUCGGGACUCAAAAUCAGAGCCUCCAGACUUGCAAAUCCAUUGCUCUAACUGCUCGACCACGCUUUCUCUUCCUGCCUCUCUUAGUUCUGCUGGGUUGAACCCAUUUACUUUUCAAACCGGAACAGAAGGUCCAAUAUAAAAAUUUUCAGCUAACGGCAGGACACCCACUCAUAGCCAAGUGGUCCUAAACAACACUAACCUGUUCCACUUUCUUCUUAGCUCCUCGACGGAGAAGUUCUCCCUCCUCAGCAAGGUCCCGGAGCUUAUACUUUUCCAGUAGUGUAUCGGCAGCACGUUUACUUCUGCUCGGGACGGGAUGAACGGGACUCGUUCAUGCAGUGCCCGUCCCGCUUCUUGAAACAGCCCUCGCCAAAGCCUGUAGUGCCUAUAAAGAUGGCGAUAAUUGGACCUCCCAAGUCUGGAAAAACCGGACGUAAGUAUUAAAAAAAUACGUGAACUCUUUUUUUUUUUAUCUCGGCUUUUUCGAUAAAUCAUGUGCCUGUUACUGUAUUGGUGAGGGAGUCAACCCUUGGGAAACCCGUGGAUUAUUCUUUAGUAAAUCCUCUUUCCCCUUCCCACAUCUUAGCCUGCCGUUCAACCAACCCAAGCACUCGUCUAGACCCUCGUCUAGACGCAGGCAACCCACAUCUUUGAUCUCAGAGCUUUCGCUCCCCUGUAUCUUAACCACAAACGAAAAACUCACCAAACAACCAGCCAAAUAACUACCUACUAGGCAGGCGAGAACUGAAUUGCUCGGAAAGCAGAAAAAAAUACCGAUAGAAGGUGCAGGUUGUAUAUUUCAACGCCUUGAUAAAUUUGCAAGAUCAAGAAGUUAUUACUAGUAUCUACUAAUACAAAUAAUGUUUCAGCGAAAAUAUAUCGGGCAGUGAGUUCGGGUCGGACUCGAAGAGCCGAUCUCUGUCAAGUGAGCGAGUGAGACAUUUGCAUAUCGAAACUCAUCACAAAAAGCCUUUGGAUGCCCUUCGGGUAUCCACGGGUGAAAAACGGAAUGCUAUUGUGUCCGGCAAAUCCAAGUGUCUUGCUACAAAAAGUGUUCAUAGUUUGUUCAUUCUAAGGGGCAUGUAGUAAGGCUACAGGGAAUUUAAUUACCUAUUAAGGAGCAAAGUCUCGAAAUUCAUAAAAAUUCAAACAGUGGGUGCUGCCACCAAAUUGAGUGACACUUGGUAAUAACCGCCCAAAACGUAUCACCGCAAAUGCAAAGGAAGGCAAGGAUGGACAAACGUGAAGAAGAUUGAAACGAAUUGCAGUUGUGGUUUUUGAAUAUUCAUAACAAUUUCUUAAAGGUUUGUUUUGUUGUUUGUAACGUUUGAAAUAUCGCCUGGGAGGUAUAUUUGUUUUACGCAAAGCUGUGAUUUUGUCAUUCACUAGUGAUUUCUCGAUGUUCAUAGCGAAUAAGGACGAGCAAUUGAUAUUAUAACCAAAAUGAACUCGCCAGCUGUGACACAGCUCCUAUUUUCUCCACGUUGUCAACAUGAUUUUUCCCAAUAAACUUUGUCUUUUUGCAGUGGCAAAUCGUUUUGUGGCAGAGUAUGGGGUUGUCAGACUAUCCAUCGGUGAGGCGAUAAGAAAAGUCCUUAAUUUCCAGUCUUAUACGGAAUUAGCGCGACAAAUCAACUUACAUUUGAAAGCUGGUACAACUGUACCCGAUGAAUUGGCUGUUCAAGCCUUGGAAGUGGCGCUACUGGACAUGCAGUGUCAGACACGAGGGUAAGGGCAUGUAGCACUUGCUGUGAUUGGCUGGCUAAGUUUGGUAUUAUAUAAAACGUCCAGCGAUUAGAUAUUCCAUAUUUGAAGUCUUAUAUCCGCCUUAAUGACUGGUUAUCAGCUAAAAGCUGGUACGUGCGUGUUUGAUGUAGACAGACUUGCCAAUCACGCCCGCAGUUAAAUUUAGUUCAAUAAGGUGUUUUUGUAAACCACUUUUCCCGCUUAACCCUCCCCCAAUCCCUCCAUGCAAUGUUGUACCGUUGUACGAGUAACCUGUAGAAAAACACCCCAACUUUGAAUGGAGAAGAGGGGGGAGGGGUGUGGAUUGUUUUUCUCCGAAGUUACCCCAUAUGAGGACAAUGUCUAAACAAAUUUGUCGCUGAUUGUAGGUCCAGAGUGAGAAGUCCGGAUGCAAGCAGCCUAAUAUCGUUGGGCUAAUUCAAUUUUGACUUCCUCUGGCCAAAAAAAAAAACAAACAGGGAAAUUUUAAGAAUUUGUGUGUAUACUUCACCAUUCAGCCUUCGGCCUCAUGGGCUAUUGACUUAGAGGCCAUUCGGGCUCGAGGAAUAAUUGGUUUAGUAAAUCCAACUAGCUGGUCAAAAAUAUCGAGACAUAACAACUUUAGCUGGUAAAAGCUAGACUUUAAUCCCUUUUUGCCGCCAAAAAGCCGGCGCUUUAGCUACUAGUGGGCUAUAACAUAUAGCCUAGUGGUAGUUCAACCAAUCAGAACGCAGCUUUGAUAAUAGACCACUAGUUGGAUUUUACUAAUUUCUAUGAUUCUAACAUUCGUUUUAUUUCGUUAUUAGCUAUAUACUUGAUGGCUAUCCAGUAACCAAAAGGCAAGUGGAGCUGAUGACUGAGCGAAAGAUCAUUCCUGUCAGAGUCCUGGAACUUCAAGUAGAAGACGAUGAAGUGCUAAGGCGGGGAACCGCUGACCGACACGCUCCUACAAGGUAAAAAAAAUAGUCCCAUAAACACGUGCGUCCGCGUCUUGGACGAUCAAGGCAGCUUAAACAACGACGACGGCAACGGCAGCUAAAGCGUCACCCAAAAAGUGAAUAGUCCAGUUUCUAAGACAUCGCGGCCGCUGAAUGGAAGCACUGAGGGCUCAUUUAUACAGGGUUAACCUCGAUCUAAGGUAAAUAUAUUCACAAAUUCCAGUGAGAGGAAGACCUGUGUACAACUGUGUCUUUUGUUUUGAACACAAAUUCAGGCACCUUCUCGCCCGUAUUUGCGAAUAUGUUUCUUAAGGUCGAGGCUAACCCUGUAUGAAUGAGGCUUAAGUGUUUCUGUUCAGUGGCCACGAAGAGUUCGAAACUGGACUAUUCGCGCUGUUUAAAACUUCAUCGCUCUUUUUCCAGCUCUUUUUAAUUUGUCAAAUGUUUUCAUGACUUGAAUUCUGAUGGACUGUAUCUACGUUCACAAAAAUAGGAAAAUCGUUGUCUUGUGUUCCUGUCCACCAAGAAAACGUAAAAUCAGGAAGUUUCACGUCGUAGUCGAGCAGCGACGGCGAAGAAAUGUACAAAAAAGCGUGGUGCACGUGCAAAGUUGUUGUUUUGCCAAUUCAAAGCUAUGCCGUCAACGUCGUCAUUGCUUAAGGUUCCUAAUAUCUUAAACAGGUUAGGGAUAUGUAGUCUUUUGAAAAUCGUGUGAGGUGUCAAUGAAAUUCAAUUACUUUUGAAUCCCAGAGUUCUUCCCUUGCACGACAGUCAGCAGAUACUGGGUAUCAGGCUUAACGCCUGGCAGCGGGAGAUUUCGUACGUGAGGGAAUGGUACCAAAAGGAACACAAAAACUGGGUUUCUUUGGAUGGUCAGCGGUCUAAGUGGUGGGUGUGGAACCAAGCCCUGGAUGAAGCCAGGAAAAGUGUCCGUCAGAUUCAAACCUACUUACAAAGAUUAUCUGAAGGUAUUUCUAAUCACCCAAAUACUUUUUACCGUCAAACUCAGAAAACCGUGAGCACCUGAAAAAUUUCAGGAAUGUUGAUUGUGUACUGGCCAAUCACAAUAAAGUUCAGGACAUGCUAGCAAAUCUCAAAUGCACAAUAUAAUUACCGUUCAUGUUUGCGGUUUAGUUAUCUCGCGCCUUAUUGGCUUAUUUUUCAAAACACAAUAACAUUCCAUAAAUAUUUCUGGUGUUCACGGUUUUGUGAGUUUCACAGUAAUAUUAGAAGCUAUAACAGUUAGUCUGCAGAAAGACCAGGCCCGGGUUGUUUAAACGUUAGAUAGUGCUAUCCACUGGAUAAAUCACUAUGCAGUGGAUAAGUAUUAAGGAAACUAACUGUGCUAUCUAGUGGAUACAGAUUUUUCCAUUGGAUAGCGUUAUCCACCGCUUGAACAACUGAGGCCAGACACUUUGUUUUUGUUUCUUGCCUUUUCUAAAGAAACAAAUAACUCGUCUAUGUAUUUUGCACCCAAAACUGUGGUUAUGAGAGCUGGCGAGAAACGUAAAAACCAACCAACAAACAAAAAAACACCUUUCCCAUAAGUUUAAAGGAUACCAUUUUGUUUGGCUUCACUCGUUUCUUUGAUUGUUUGGUUUCCCUUUCCUGCACGUACUGCCACCAAUAGGGUUUAUCCCUCUUCGGUGAGAGUAACUCCCCCACUCACCUUUAACGCUUCACUAAGUUUGUCCACUUCAUUGUGAAAAUUAACGUCCUUAUAAGACUACCAAAUCACAGUUAAAAACUCCACCUAACACUCCCCUCCCUUAUGCCGUCGCUGUUCUCUUUUCCAGGCAAAGCGGCAUCAGUGGCUGACAUGUGUAUCACACCUUCUGAGUGCCUGGUCAGGCUGGGUGAUUUUGGUCAAUACUGUCCUGUCAGCCUGGCCGACCGUGGAGAACUGGUCGACUGUUCCGUCAACCCUUCCCUGGAGUUUGCUGCUGAGUUCCGCGGACGCUAUUACAAAAUGGCGUCAAGAGUUGAGUUGGAACUCUUUCUGGCGGACCCUGCUCGUUAUGUACCGCCUUUGGCUCCUAGAAAACUCCCCGAUUUUGAGCUCCUACCUAAGCGAAGGACCGCAGCUGAGGUGAAGACCAUGUUUCCGAAACAAAUUGAGCUGAAGGGAUACUGUCCAGUAACUUACUUGGAUGGCAAGCUAAGGUGAAUAAAUUAUUCUAGUUCCAACAUUGAGGAGAUACAAGAGAGCAGCAUCCAAAGUAUAACAAAGCAAAAUUCAACCCAAUCCUUGAAAAUCAGAACGCGUAUCUUUGUAGACAUGUUAUAAAGAACUUAGAACGCGACGAAAGUACCUGGCAUAUUUCAACCAAAUCUCCUGACGUUCAUCAAUCGAUAGACUGCAAAACAGUCCGUAUUUUUGCGUAUUCAAGUACGCGCGAGCAGUCAAACAAAAGGUCUGGAACGAGGCUGAAAACAGAGAGCGAGACUGGGGAGAGACGCUUUUUUCUCUCGCCUCACCGCUUCGCCCCCCUAAGACUCUUACGCCACGCUUUACCGAUUUCUUUACUGAUUUUGAGAAAAAUACCGACUGUUUUUCAGUCUAAUCAACCGAAUGCAUAGCGGAUUAGUGACGGUCAUAUGACCAGAAAUGAUCAUGUGAGCGAAUGAUGCUACAUACUGACAUUUGUGUGACGUUACUUAUCGUUUUCCUUUUUGUUUUUUCCUUGUUUGGAAUAUCAUUAACAGAUACGAGAAUAUCGUCCCGGGUGAGCCAGACCUAGUCGUCGAGUACAGAGAAAAACUCUUCUGCUUCGAGUCCGAGGAGAAACUGCAGAAAUUUAUGAGGUAACUUAAAAUUAUGCGCUCAAAGCACCCUCAAGUCAAGUGAUAUAUACGUAUGUUUGGUGAAUGAGCAAACGUGAUCAGCAAAGGCUGUAAGGCGAUAAUGAUUUUCGCGCCACCUUUUACGGUUGCCUUUCCCGACGAAAGUGAAGUUUGAAAUCUAUUCGUAUAUUUUGGAUCUUCUACUGAAAUCAAGACAUGAAUCCAAGAGCUUUAACGAGAUUGAAAUUGCCUGGCAAUAGAUAUCCCCAAACUAUAACUUCCAUUUUGUUGUUCCUAGUGUAACUUGAAUAAACACAAUGCUUAAUGCAUUAACCUCUCUAUUGUUUACACAUCCUUUGCAGAUUACCAGAGAAGUAUUAUAGUCUAACACUCCCACACAAAUUACCCCCCAGAAAAGAACCUAUGCUUGUCAGUGGACUGCCCAUGUUAGGUUACAUGGAGCAGAGUGUCGCUACAGCACUGACCAAAGCGUUAACUGCAGUGGGAUGUUUUAAACCCAAAUAUCCGUUUGUUGACGCCAAGAAGUCAGCUCUUCUCUACAUAGCCUAUCAUCUUAAGGGUAAGUGAUAUAUUGCUGAAAACACAUUGUUUUUUAAGAAUUCGUCCAAUCAUAUUGCUUUAGAAACCAGUAAUUUGCUUAAGAGCGAAUAAGUGUGCAUGACGAAAUCGGCAAACAACCCUUGACUGGAUUCUUGUGUAUGCUGUUCCUUGCACAAUCCUUUAUUUAGGCAUCCUUUCAUAUUAGUAGGCGUCUGUGAUGGCCAUGUUUACGGGACUCAUUCCACCCCCUUAUUGCGGGAGACCAGAGGAGCCUGCAAACCUAAUCUCCAGGUUGCUAUUACUCGUGCGCAGCACGUAUGUAGUCAGGAUUCGUUUGUAUUUUUAUUUCAUCGAAGAAUGAACGUAAUGCAUAGAACGCAAUCUGACCAUCGCGUUGAGACCUUCUGUCACCUGUAUCUGAUCACGAACGUUUUCAUCUUCCAUCACGUUAAACUUACGCAAAACACAGCGUUGAGCCUAGAGCGUUUGAACCUUCGACCGAUCUCGCACGAACUCCCUAAAGUUUGGUAAUUACUAGCUUUAGUAAUAAAUUAAAAGGGCGUGUAAAAUAGUGCGUCUGCUGUCUGCAAUUAGGGAAUUUACGCAGCAGGACGGGAGAGGAAAAAAGACGGCAAACCUUAUAAGAAAACCGUGACAACAACUGCGUUUCACCCUCCUUUUAACAGAUUGUUUUUACAACUACACCAGUAACAUUCAUGUUAAGUGAAGAUGACGACAAAACAUGCAUGUAAUAGCUCGGUCACGUUUGUCACGCACAAGCGUUUUUCCGUCCACUUCUUUCUGUCGUCCUGUUGCGUGAACUCACCAUUGAAUUAAAGUUCCCGACAAAUAAAAGCUUACAGCAGUGGGUUUCUUUUUCAUUUCAGCCUACAACCCAAAGAGCAGUGAUUACGUCCGGAAGAAGUACAAACAGAAACUAAUGAGAUUUGAAGAGGAAUGCGAGCUGAUUGGCUACCUUGGUAAAGAGAUGACCAGUCGUUAUCGAGAGCCAGAGGAUCUCCCUAUUGAUUUUGAGCAUAAGUUGUCAACAUUUCUGGCGCUCAAAGACAUAGAGCCUACAACCACGUGGUGUGCGUGACACUUCACUAUCAGAGCGUGACCAUUUUGCAUGACCUAGAUUACAGUUUAUUUAUUUUUAAUAAAGGGAGAAAACACUGUGCAUACUUUUUAAUUUUAUGACGGCAGUAACAUGUCGGCAAUCAACGAUGUUGUAUAAUAGAUAUGUAAAUAAUCUGCAAGAAAAUGAUAAUUGUAAAUAAAUUUGUUUGACCUCAAAUGCA
This is a messenger RNA of Porites lobata, 27782 nucleotides long. The record is from the annotation of a GenBank genome assembly. NCBI's taxonomy places the organism in Eukaryota, Metazoa, Cnidaria, Anthozoa, Scleractinia, Poritidae.